GGAGCCGCGACCAUGCUGGCCAGGAGGAUAUCCCUGCCGGCCGGCUUCGACCAGGGCCUAGCACUUGACCGGCGCUUGCCCACGAGUUUUGACCAGGACGGCGACCACAGCCCCUUCAGCUCAGCACAGGCGCGGCGGCGGACUACGGCCGCCGAGGCCGCGGCUGGGCUGCCCCAGCCAGGCUGCCGCCCGCACGUGGCGAUGCCCGCUUUCUGGGAGCCCAGAGACGACCCAGCGUCGUGA
Messenger RNA from Prorocentrum cordatum, 243 nucleotides. NCBI's taxonomy places the organism in Eukaryota, Dinophyceae, Prorocentrales, Prorocentraceae. The record is from the annotation of a GenBank genome assembly.